AUGUCAAUACCUAAGGACUUCAAAGCCGAGGGUGCGCAAAACUUACAAGACGUACGGCCCUUGCUUGUCUCCCAUGAUGUAGGCUAGCACUAACCCGGAUGCCCGUCCUUCACAGAUAGAAAAGCAAUUUGCGGUAAAAGGUAUUUUCCGGAUUACCGAUCGCCUGCUCACCCGCUCCGUAGGUUAGAAAGAUCAACGCUGACGAAUAAAUUCCUUCAGCGGUCAUCCACGCCCAAACCUACUGGUCAAUCCUUGAGCGGCGUGCGGGAACUGAUCUACGCCUCACACGAAUGGACCAGGAGAUAUAUGAUCACCUUCUCGAGACGUUCCCGGACUUUGAUCCCGGGAAGCAGCUCAAUGAGGAGGAGAUGAAGAGCAAGUCUGGCAAAGAGAAGUGGAGAAACUUUUUGAUAAAGUAUGAGAAGAGGGUGAGUUUCAAUCUCGCAGAGGGGGAAGCGGAGAGGUCCGAAGGUGGAAUUGACGGCAGGAAAAUAAUAGGUCGAGGAUUACAAUUUUGGCACGCUACUGAGAACGGAUGCGAAGGUAGAGUAUGAGAAGGAUACCACUAUCUUUGGUGAGCCUCCCCUGACGAGGCUUGUUGGGUAAUUGAUGCUGAAGUAGAGUUCUGCUGGCAUAGUUCCCCGGAUGCAGGCGUGUUUACCCUUUCUCCUCCCUGUUUGGCUUCUACGCUAGUACCUGACUAAGAAGCGUUGUAGUUCUAUGCAAUUGAGAUCGCACGCAAUCGAGGUGGCUUGAACGACUGGAUCAAAGAGGCCUACGACAAAGAGGAGGAAGCGAAAAAGCCGAAGGCGGUUGAGCAGAGCACGGCUCAAGAGGUUUUGUGA
This is a messenger RNA of Tuber aestivum (summer truffle), 845 nucleotides long. The record is from the annotation of a GenBank genome assembly. Lineage: Eukaryota; Fungi; Ascomycota; Pezizomycetes; Pezizales; Tuberaceae.